CGCACACGUCAGCAACACGCCACUCCGCGCUAGGGCGCACGCGGGCACCCCACGUGGUGUCCGCAUUCGCCCCCGGCACACGCGUCCGUGGCGGGCACCGAGGGGCGCAGCGCAGUAAGCAGAAGAUGGCUGUGCCUCCCACGUAUGUCGAUCUUGGCAAACCUGCCCGGGAUGUCUUCACCAAGGGCUAUGGGUUUGGCUUAAUCAAACUUGAUCUGAAAACAAAAUCUGAGAAUGGACUGGAAUUUACAAGCUCAGGUUCAGCCAACACAGAGACCACCAAGGUGACAGGCAGCCUGGAAACCAAGUACCGAUGGACCGAGUAUGGGCUCACAUUCACCGAGAAGUGGAACACGGACAACACACUAGGCACUGAAAUCACUGUGGAGGAUCAGCUCGCACGUGGCCUGAAGCUGACCUUUGACUCCUCCUUCUCUCCAAACACUGGGAAAAAAAAUGCUAAAAUCAAGACAGGAUACAAGCGGGAGCACAUCAACCUGGGCUGCGACGUGGAUUUCGACAUUGCUGGGCCUUCCAUCCGGGGUGCUUUAGUGCUGGGGUAUGAGGGCUGGCUGGCUGGCUACCAGAUGAACUUUGAGACUGCCAAGUCGAGAGUGACCCAGAGCAACUUUGCGGUGGGCUACAAGACUGAUGAGUUCCAGCUUCAUACGAACGUAAAUGAUGGGACAGAAUUUGGUGGCUCCAUUUACCAGAAAGUGAACAAGAAGUUGGAGACAGCCGUUAACCUUGCUUGGACUGCAGGCAACAGUAACACUCGCUUUGGAAUAGCAGCCAAGUAUCAGAUUGACCCUGAUGCCUGCUUCUCGGCUAAAGUGAACAACUCCAGCCUGAUAGGUUUAGGAUAUACUCAGACCCUAAAGCCAGGUAUCAAACUGACACUGUCAGCUCUUCUGGACGGCAAAAAUGUCAACGCAGGUGGUCACAAGCUUGGUUUAGGACUGGAAUUUCAAGCAUAAGUGGAUACUGUACAAUCAUUUAAUUUUAAACUAUUUUGCAGCAUAGCUACCUUCAGAAUUUAGUGUACCUUUUAAUGUUGUAUGUCUGGGAUGCAAGUAUUGCUAAAUAUCAUGUUAGACCUCCAGGUUCAAGAUGAUUCAGCUUUAAGGUGUUAUCCUAUCGAAGGUACAGAAAAAUCCAAUUCCAAAACAAAAGAUCCUUUCAGCUGUAGACUGUGGGGGAGGGGACUUGGCAGCCUCUCUUGAGAUGUCAAGUUCUUUUUAAAAAUGUAGAAAUGGUUGCAAGUGGAAGCUGUUAAUAUGUAGGCCCUUUGUAAAUGCACAUUGAGUAAACGAGUGAAAUUGUGAUUUCCUGAGAAUUAAACUUUGAUUCCCUCACUUAAUCUAAUCGAGGAGAGGCUCCAUCUGAAGUUCAAUGGUCUGUACAAAUUUCAUCUGAAAGGGACUUUUUUUUUUUCGAUAGAUCUUCCUGAACUGUGUUCCACCCAGCUCAUCAUCUCUUUUACACCAAAAGUUGUUACAGGGUGUGGUAGCUGUUUCUUCUGUGCCAUUUUGGGGUGGAGAAGGGGGAUAUGAUGAAGCCAAUCAUUCAGGACUUAUUUUCGUCUCACGUUGAGGUAUUUUUCGCCUUUGCGCCAGACUAUGAAAUAGCUUCUGAGAGCUCCAGCUGUAGGCUGGGAAUAGCUCUGACUAAUCACACGGGGGCAGCCCUUGGGAUCUAAAUUGGACUUCUGUUGUAUUCUCACCACUCGGUUUUUUUGUUUUGUUUAUUUUUUUUUUUUUAGCAAUUUCAUGGGUACAUUUUAGAGUCUUCCAUUUUGUGUGGAAUUAGAUCCUCCCCUUCAAAUGCUGUAAUUAACAUCACUUAAAAAUAAAAACUUGAAUAAAAUAUUGAAACCUC
Molecule: messenger RNA, 1878 nt
Organism: Suncus etruscus (white-toothed pygmy shrew)
Lineage: Eukaryota; Metazoa; Chordata; Mammalia; Eulipotyphla; Soricidae
Gene: VDAC1
Product: voltage dependent anion channel 1
Exons: 9
Coding region: 126-977 (283 amino acids)
Biological process (GO): monoatomic anion transmembrane transport
Cellular component (GO): mitochondrial outer membrane
Molecular function (GO): voltage-gated monoatomic anion channel activity
Source: RefSeq, a predicted model, not a curated record